AACUUAUUAAAUAGAUAAUUUUCUAUGUCAGCGGGGGGUCUCUCAUCUACUUCAGCACCUGAUGCUAGUGGCGACACAGCUGCUCCAGUAAAAGAACAUUUGGGCAUCCCUAAAGCAGAGUUCAUAGAGGAUGUAGCAGGCUACAUGGAGAAGCAUGGGGGCGAUGCGGAGGCGGUGCUGAAGAAACUAGACACGCAAUUGGCCAGAUACAAUGCAAUGAACAGCAGUCUCCAGGCAAGAAGAUCCUAUCUCCGGAACCAGACCCCUGAGCUGAACAAGACCAAAGAAAUGAUCAAACUGCUGAAGGAAAAGAAAGACUCUCAAGAGGAAAAAGAGCUGCAUACGAAGUUUCUCCUAACCGACCACGUCUAUGCUGAUGCAACUUUGGAUGCCUUUGACACAGUCGGACUAUGGCUAGGGGCGAAUGUGAUGCUGGAGUAUCCACUAGACGAAGCCACUGACAUAGUGAACGAGAACUUGAGCCACGUGGUUGACCAGGAGAAGACCCUGAGUGAUGACUUGUUGUUCUUGAGAGACCAGAUCACCACCACAGAAGUGAGCAUGGCCAGAGUGUACAACUACAAUGUGGAGAAGAAGCAGAAGGCCAAUGCAUUAUCUGCCGCCGCCGCUGCAAGUUCAAACGCUGCUCUCACCCCAGCUGCUUAAGAGAAAUGAAGAUGUUGAUUAUCAUGUUGGCCUGUUUUCCCAGCCUCUCCGCCUUUUCUUAAUUUUAACCACAUUUUUAGAUUUUUUCGAUAAAAAUCCAAAUGGAAAUUGUAAUUUACAAGUUUUCUUGUUUGAGUAACAAGAUUUUUCUCACCCAGUGUCAAAUUUUAAAAGGGACGGAAAUUGGAAAACAGCCUAAUCUUGUACAAUACAUUGAUAUUUGCUAAAGUUACAAUGACACUAUGCCUCCAAGUUGUUUUGUAAAGUUUUAAUUUUGUCUAUUUUGAAAUAUAUAUUGAUUGAUUAAA
Symsagittifera roscoffensis is the source of this 974-nucleotide messenger RNA. Its product is annotated as prefoldin subunit 3-like. Gene Ontology annotation, biological process: protein folding; tubulin complex assembly; microtubule-based process. NCBI's taxonomy places the organism in Eukaryota, Metazoa, Xenacoelomorpha, Acoela, Convolutidae. The transcript has 5 exons. The record is from RefSeq and is a predicted model, not a curated record. Gene Ontology annotation, molecular function: tubulin binding. Bases 25 to 666 code for a protein of 213 amino acids. Gene Ontology annotation, cellular component: prefoldin complex; cytoplasm.